AUGUUGUCCAAGUCUUGGCUACACGCUUGGUCUACCUUCCCUGACCUCAGGUUCAAAGUUGGAAGAAAAAAGAGCAUGAAGUUGGUGGACAUGGAGCGCACUCUGAUAAGGUAUCUCCAUGACAACACACCAUUCGAAAGGUUUUACCUUAACAUCGACAUUGAGAACCAGGAUUCAGCUUCUCAUGUUGAAAAAUUGAUCGCGCCUAUUGCAACCAAAACUUGUCUCAAAGAGAUUUCCCUCUUACUCUUCCUUUGGGGUGCCUCAUUUACAUUACCAGAUGAGAUAUUCGCAAGUGAGAAUCUAACUACAAUAAGAGUUUCAGCACCGAGGAUCCAUCCCAAUUCCGUUUGGAUGACAAUGACGAAUCCUGUGAUCAAAUGCGUGUCAUCCCUACGCGAAUUGCACUUGGAAGGCGUGACCAUAAGUGAAGAGGCACUUCAUCACAUAUUGUCAUCUUGUUGCUUGCUUGAGACGAUAGAGCUUUUACAUUCAUGUGAGGGGUUCAAAACCAUCAAGAUUAAAAACCUUCCUCGUCUUUAUGAAUUAAACAUAUCUUUCUGUAGUCUAUAUGAAAACUCUACUACUUUGGAAAUCAGUGAUGUCCCAAAACUUGGUGUAUUUAGCUACUAUCGACAAUAUGUUUUUCAAUCGCAUAUUCCUCUUGUAAUUGACCCAUUCAACUCCCAUUCAAUAUCAGUGCGUAGGGUUAGACAAUUAAAGUUAGUUGAUGUGAUAAUUGACAACACGUGUCUGGACAUGAUCAAAUCUGGAUUUCCUUUUCUUGUGAGUUUGACAUUUGGGUUGACAUAUUGGAAGUUGACGACCUUUCAUUUCUCAUCUUCUUCCAUCAAGAGAUUGUUCUUGUAUUCGUUCCCAGACACCCUUAUCGACAUACAAGUACAUGCUCCAAAAUUAUUAAUUUUCGACUUCAGUUGCAACACAUUGCCUAGUCUCUUGUUUCCCAUCUCGUCUCUCAAACAACUCAGUGUUUCACUCAGACUUAAACAUCCUGUUGAUGUAUCUUUUUUUCUUAAUAUGAGGGAAGCACUUAGAUUAUCACGCAAGUGUGACCUUCAUAUACACUUAAGUCAGCCACUUGUUGACAUGGACAUCGAUAUCGAUGAUCUAAGAACAAGGCUCCUGCUUCCUCCUGCAACGAACGUGCAAGAACUAAGGUUUCAAACGACUGAGGAUGAAUGCAUGUGGGAACGAUCCCCGUUUUUUGAUGCAUUCUUUGAGAUUUGCCAUCCCAAGCGCGUAUACGCAAAGCCAGAUGUUCGUUUCAAACACAACAAUCACUUUUGCAGACUCAUGCUGAGAGAGGUCUUGGAAAAGAAGACCAUCACAACCACCACCACUACUGGAAUUGUGUAUUGGCCUCGUUCCCUAAAACAUGUUCAAUUAAGACAGGCUCUUGAUAAAAAAUGGGAAACGCUAACAAAUUCCCAUAGAAGCUUUCUAGACGGGUCCACUCCUGAUGUCUACAUGUACUUCAAUCUUAACUGGUGCUAA
This is a messenger RNA of Lactuca virosa, 1515 nucleotides long. NCBI's taxonomy places the organism in Eukaryota, Viridiplantae, Streptophyta, Magnoliopsida, Asterales, Asteraceae. The record is from the annotation of a GenBank genome assembly.